UCUCGUGGCCCACACUAUUGCCUAUUUGCCCUCGCGCCUUUUCCUUCAAACCUAUCUACCUACUGAACGCGCCAUGAACCUCAAACUUUACCUCCUAGCGCUCGCUGGGGCUGGGGCGGCGACUGCUAGGUUUGCUCUGCUCCCUUCUUCUGCCAUCUUCUUCCAGCCUAGACAGGAGAAAGAAGACACGAUGGAUUUGUAUCUGUGCUCGAAUCCGAAUUUCAAUCACGAUUGCGAUAGGUGUGCUUGUGAGCGAUUGGAGAAUUUGAUUACUAUGGGCGGAUAUGGAGGACCGCCUUGCUAUCCCCUGCCUGAGGACCUCCGUGUUGGCAAUCCUCAAGGUGUAUCAUCUGCUCGCUCCUACUCGAAGUGGAACUGUACCUUGUUUGAUAAUCCAGACUGCAACGGCACAUUACCCGGAAGCAGUCUCCACAUUCCUCCAGGCCCGCCUGGUAUGGCAUCUCUCGGUGCCUUCGACGACCGCGCGGUGACAUAUCAGUGCUAUUCCAUACCUUGAACCACCGCUACACAAGAGGUAAUAUCCUCAAUGGGCUAGCUAGAGGGCGGUGUGAUAGGGUAGAGUCAUGCUUCCGUGCUAGCGACGUGGUGGGUUUGAGGAUCACUUUGAGGAUUGAAGGACAAUGAAAGCUUUGGCCACGAAGACCCUAUGAUAUAAAAUAUCAAGGGUGAUUCAGGAGGAUGGGAUAUGUCAUAAUUCGCGAUAGAAACGAUGAAUCUCUUAGAUCUCUUCCUUGCUGUCUCAUAAUUGCUUCAGCUACUACGUUCACUCAGGCAGUAUCGAUUUCGAGACUAAUCACAAGCACACGCAGUCGUGUUAGUAUGAUGGCGAACCUAUGCUUGCUGUUCCAGCUGUCCACUUUAGAACCCAUGACGUAUGCUCGUAUAAUCCGUUAUUUUUAGUCCACUCGUACUAUAGUCUGUCGUACGUCGGAUGUGACCCUUGGACCAAGCUGUACUCUCUAUCAUCUAUAACAUGAUAUAGUCCUUAGGCGCCCUGAUUACGUCUUUCUCUCGUAUUCUAGUUUAAGUGGUGGCAACUUGAACUAUCCCUCUUUUUCUGGUCGAUGUAACGGUAACUCCAGGGAGGAAGCGUCGGAGGACACGAAAAAAAAAAAAGAGCGUUACAGCUU
Messenger RNA from Xylaria bambusicola, 1151 nucleotides. RefSeq lists its product as uncharacterized. The transcript is spliced from 3 exons. Lineage: Eukaryota; Fungi; Ascomycota; Sordariomycetes; Xylariales; Xylariaceae. Bases 74 to 517 code for a protein of 147 amino acids. The record is from RefSeq and is a predicted model, not a curated record.